Messenger RNA from Mobula hypostoma (lesser devil ray), 2092 nucleotides. RefSeq names its product UTP6 small subunit processome component (gene utp6). Gene Ontology annotation, cellular component: small-subunit processome; Pwp2p-containing subcomplex of 90S preribosome. Gene Ontology annotation, biological process: maturation of SSU-rRNA from tricistronic rRNA transcript (SSU-rRNA, 5.8S rRNA, LSU-rRNA). The transcript is spliced from 19 exons. NCBI's taxonomy places the organism in Eukaryota, Metazoa, Chordata, Chondrichthyes, Myliobatiformes, Myliobatidae. The coding region runs from base 34 to 1842 and encodes 602 amino acids. Gene Ontology annotation, molecular function: snoRNA binding; protein binding. The record is from RefSeq and is a predicted model, not a curated record.
CGGACCGGAUGUGGAAGCGGUUACCACGCUACCAUGGCGGAGCGAGUCCAGCGGCAGCUGGAGGAGCGGAUCCCGGAGCUGGAACAGUUGGAGCGGGCCGGGUUGCUGGAGGAGGCGGAGAGGAGAGCGGUGUUCAGGAAGGUUACUGUGCUGGAACACAAGGUGCAUCGGAGAGUGCUGAGGAAGGAGAACUUUAUCAACUACAUCCAGUAUGAAAUACACUUUCUUGAAUUGCUGAAGAGACGGCGAACGCGAACUGGCUACCACUUUAAGAAGGAGGAGAUUGAAUAUGCCAUCGUGAAUAGGGUGCAUGGAUUGUUCCAGCGAGCUUUGACCAAGUGGAAGGGGGAUGUCCAAUUAUGGCUUUCUCACGUCGCCUUCUGCAAGAAAUGGAAUGCCAAGGUGAAAUUAAGCAAGGUGUUUUCUGCGAUGUUGGCCAUUCAUUCUGACAAGCCAGCACUGUGGAUCAUGGCAGCCAAGUGGGAAAUGGAGGAUCGGUUGUCCUCAGAGAAUGCAAGGCGUUUGUUUUUGCGCGCUCUCCGGUUUCACCCAGAAUCUCAGAAAUUGUAUCAGGAGUAUUUCCGGAUGGAACUGAUGCAUGCCGAGAAAAUCCGGAAGGAGAAGGAGGUCCUGGAGACGGCAAAGCUGGAGCUGGAUGAGACGACGGCUCCUGAGGAGAUCAUCGGGGGAGAACUGGCACGCAUUGUGUACAGGAAUGCCAUUCAGAAAGUGGCUGGGAGUGUGGAGUUCCACCUGUCCUUCUGGAAUAUUGCUGCUCUCUUCCACUUCACCCAUGACCUGCAGGAGGAGAUUCUCACAGACCUGCAGACUCUGCACCCACAGCAGGCACUGACCUGGGACUUUGUGGCCCGGAGAGAGCUGGGGCUGGGAGCUGCACAAGCUACAGAAGCCCCAGCACAGCAGAAGCAGAAGUCUGGCAGUGCUCAGGAGAUGGCGCGCCAGGAACAGCGCUGCUACGCCGUCUACGAUCAGGCCGUGGUGUCUGUACCAACGGAUGACAUGUGGAAAUGUUACAUCACCUUCUGCCUGGAGCGAUUCCGACGGAAAACCAACAAGCUGUCCCUGCGAGAGAAGAGACUGCAGCAGCUGCUGUCCGUGUUUGACAGAGCAAAGGAGGCGUCUCUGCUACCCAGGGACCUUUACAAACAAUGGCUUCGGUUGCUGGUGGACUCCGGAAACGGGGAGAAGGCUGUGCAAGUGAUUGAUUCUGCAUGCAGAGGAUUUGGGAACUCCCUGGAGAUGUGGCAGAGCAGCCUGGAAGUUCUUCUGCAGCUACAGAGUCCUGGUGUUGGGCACCUCUUCCAGGAGGCUUUCCGGGAAGUGCCCCCCUCAGACAGUUUACCACUCUGGCUUCUGUACCUGAGGUGGAGCGAGUCUACAAGCGGUGUCAACGAGACUGAAGCUCUCUAUCAGCAAGCCCUGCGGACAUCUAUCCCAGCCAUCUCUGUAAGCGUGAAGGAGAAUUACCUAGACUGGGCCUUCAGGAUGGGCGGCCACAGGAAGGCACGGAAGGUGUUUGCCAGUCUCCACGAGAACAGGCCCUUCUCCCUGGAGUUCUUCAGGAAAAUGAUUGCGAUGGAGAAGGACCAGGAUUGCAGCAACAUGCAGCGCCUGAGGGAAUACUAUGAGCGAGCUCUUCGAGAGUAUGGAUCCACAGACGCAGACCUGUGGCUGGAUUACAUCCGGGAGGAGCAGAGCCACCCCUAUGGGAGAGCUGAGCUGACGGGACAGAUUCACUGGAGAGCCAUGAAGGUCCUGCAGGGAGUGGAGAUGGAGAGGUUUGUGUCCCAAUACACACUGCUGCAGACAGGCCACCUGUAGGUCAUGGCUGCCCCUCCACUCUUCUUCUGCCUUUAGGGAGGGAUGGGAAGCACUCCUUCACCCACCAGUGCCUGUGAUUCCGGCAUCAGGUCAGGAUUCUCCGGAGUCUCCCAGUCCCAGUCUGGAUUCCUACUGGGAGUGUGACCUGUGCGGCGAACUGACGGGGAUCCAGACGUGCUGUGUUUCGGACUAGAGAUGUUGAAUGUGUACUCUGUGAAUAAAGUUCUGGUUGUCAUAUCUUCCAUACACC